AUGACAUUUGACCGUAUUGACCAGCUUUUGAAUGCUGCAUUGAAUUCCGGAUCUCAAAAUGGCACAACCAACAGUGAUCGGCAAGCAUUAGUUACACAGCCGGGGUUUGCCAUUCCAACUACAUCGGCAGCAUCUUUAAGACCCAUAAAUCGGUUAAGUCGAAGACGAAGAAGUGUGGCUUUAAAUUCUAUACCAGUAGCGCCACCAGUAGUGCCUCCAACACAACGUGUUCACACAGAAUCUAGUCAAACGGUUGAUUUCUACACAGAAAGCUUGCUGAGGGCUGGAGGUGACACAGUGACCUGGAGGACUGUUUUGGCGGACACCCCGGAUGCUAGCAAUGAUGCGCAUGGGUUGUUUGUACCAAACAACACUGAAAGCAUCUCAUCCGAGGAUCCAGGGGAAUCUGCAGAUGUUAAUGUGAACAGAACUGCUCCAGGGGAGCCUUCGGUGAUUAUUGAACAACCCCUACCGUCGAACCAGGAACACUUCACCCAGGAGUUAUUGCUGGAGUUGCGCGAACAUACCCGUGGGGUACAAGAACAGUUGAAUUUCCACAGUGAGAUAACUAGGAAAAUCUACGGAUGUGUGGAACCAUUGCUAACGAACUCUUUAGAGCAAGUAGCGGUAAAUAGACUACUAAUCAAUCGCAUGGAGUUUCUUCAAGGAGCACUGCAGACUGUAAUCCAGAACCAUGAAGCUGAAAACAGUCAAAGACAACUCAUGGUAAGGUUGCUGUCAAAUCUUACUCGUGCUAUUUUACCCCAUUGUACUUCUUAA
Messenger RNA from Triplophysa rosa, 780 nucleotides. RefSeq lists its product as uncharacterized. Lineage: Eukaryota; Metazoa; Chordata; Actinopteri; Cypriniformes; Nemacheilidae. The record is from RefSeq and is a predicted model, not a curated record. The transcript has 4 exons. Bases 1 to 780 code for a protein of 259 amino acids.